Paramecium tetraurelia is the source of this 1440-nucleotide messenger RNA. RefSeq lists its product as uncharacterized. Lineage: Eukaryota; Ciliophora; Oligohymenophorea; Peniculida; Parameciidae. The transcript is spliced from 6 exons. The record is from RefSeq and is a predicted model, not a curated record.
AUGAAUCCUCUUCAAAAAAUAUAUCUGUAAGCCUUGAUUAACCAAUCCCACCAAGAAUCUUCUUAACAAGUAAAACAAGAAGAAUAUAGUUAGAAAGAAAAUGUUUAAUAUUUACAAAAACAGUAACUUUUAUAGAUAAUUCAACAAUGUUAAACCUAACACUAGCCAACUUAACAAGUCUCGUAAUAUUUUAAAUAAUCAAAUAGCAAGUCUUCAACUUUAAUUGAGGUUCAAAAUUCAGUCACCUCUUACUUUUAGAAAAUCAUUCUUCAGAAACAGACCAUCAAUUUAACAAAUGUUUUAGAAGUUCAAUUACCAUAUUUUAUGAUAAUCAUGAGCAACCUCAUAAUAUAUGGAUUAGAGAAUUGUUAAGCAGACAAAGAAAUCGUAGCAGAUUUGGUGUCAUCCUAUAAGGACAAUCCAUUAAAGAUAUCAAUGAGUUAUUCUCUAUUCUAGACAGUAGCCCUUCUUUUCCGUUCAGAAGUCAUUAUUUAUGAUCAAAGUACCAAAUAUCUUUCAAAUUUCUUGCUUUUUCGAGAUGACUUUUGCGAUAUUUUUUUCAAAGCUCUCUACAGUUAUAAAAUAUCUUAAGGAUAAGCAGUAAGUCAGCAAAUUGGAUUUACUUAAAUACAUCAGAUGAUAAAGAAGUAACAAGAUGAAGUUUGGACAACAUUCACAUUCAACAUGCUAAGUCAAUAACAACAAUAGCUAACUAAAGAUUAGUUUUUAUUAUAAUUCAAUAAAUACACGUAAUCAUUGAAUACCUUUUUCACUAAAAGCAAUUUAAUUAUGGAUCUAGUUGCAUAAAGUGUUAAAUAGACAGCUAAAUUACAUAAUGAUCAGAUAUUCUAGGAAUAUUUACUAAUUAUGGGCAGUUUUAAGGCUACGACUUAAGAAUUCUUAAAAAAAGCAACUUAAGUAUUCUAUGAAGAAACCCAGGAAUUAGAUUUACUGUAAUUUAGCUCAAAUACAAUCAAAGUUCAUAAGCAAAUGAAUUGUUAGAUUCUAUUCAUAUUACCUAUGCUUUUGCAAUUGGAAAGUUAAUAUCUAGAACAUAUCAUCAAAAAUGGAUUUUCUGAAAUGCAACUCAAGAACAGUUCGAAUUACUAUUUGAAAAUGAUUGAGAAACUUAAAAGCAAGUGUGUUUAUAAUGGUGAGGAAGAAUGCAAUUGUAAAAAGUGCUAGUGCAUAAGAAGAAAUAGAAAUUCUGCAAAAGAAUCAUAAAAAAAGAAGAGAGAAGCUUUGGAGAAAAUAGGACCAUUAUAGGAUGAAUUUAAUAAACUAUAAAAAAAAGUUAAACAUUUAGAAACUGAAAAUUAGUAUAUGACAACCUUGAUACUGGAAGUAUUCAAACACCCAUCUGUUGAAAAGAUAGCCUCUUAAUUUCUCGAGCCCCUAACUAAAAUAAUUGCAGAUUCAGAGUCAAUGGAAGAAUGUUGA